This is a messenger RNA of Spizellomyces punctatus DAOM BR117, 2022 nucleotides long. RefSeq lists its product as uncharacterized. The transcript has 8 exons. Bases 104 to 1768 code for a protein of 554 amino acids. NCBI's taxonomy places the organism in Eukaryota, Fungi, Chytridiomycota, Chytridiomycetes, Spizellomycetales, Spizellomycetaceae. The record is from RefSeq and is a predicted model, not a curated record.
UUUUGCUUUCCCCUCCGUUCCCCACGGGCCUUUUUUUUCUACUCGUCGUCGUCGUCGUCGUUUUCGUUUUCGUUUUUUUUUAUUUGCUGCAGGUCUUCCCUCCAUGUCAAAGGCAGGAGGGAGCAGGGACGCCUAUGCAAAAGAAAAGGAGAGCAGCAGGACACAGGAGGACUCCCUGCAACAGCAGCAGCAACAGCAACAGCAGCGUCCACUCUGUCCUCUAUCAUCAUCAUUUGUUCCUUCUGCUCCUCCACCGGACCAUCCUCUGACAAUGACUCCCGUCUCUUGCUCUCCCUCUCCCCGUCCACCACCAUUACACCCGUCCGCACCACUCCCACCUGCAACACAGGCACCAGCAGCAGCAGCAAUACCAGCAGCAGGAGCAACACCAGUAGCAGGAGCAACACCAGUAGCAGCGCGAUCGUUUGUCGCGCAUGCAUCAUCAUCAUCAUUAUCACCAUCACCAUCAUCAGCAAAAGCACCAGCAGCAGCACCAGCAGCACCCUCCACUCUAUCGCAUCCGUCCUCACUAGGUGGUGAUACCAAAAAUUUGUCCCUGUUCCGGCGGGACAAGGGCCCCCAUGCCUUUCGACGUCUCUCGUAUGCUUCCUCGUCUUCGUCUCCCUCCUCGUCGUCAUCGCCCGCUUCGUCGGCAUGGUCAGGCUCCUCUGCAUCUCAUUCCUUUGCUCCCCACGUGCAACAGCAACAGCCACAUGCAAGACAGCCUCACGUCUAUAAGCAACCCUUGUCACAUCCCCGCCGCCAUCCACUUUUUCCAUCCCCAAGCGGCAUGAUCCGAGGUGAACAAAUCCCUCCCAUCAAUGUGGAUCCUGCAUCCGUACGGGCAUUCCCUCGGAGCGACGACUCGGACGCGGCACGCGCCGGAACACCAUCAUCCACGUCGUCGGGAUCCUCGUCAUCAUCAUCCCGAUCACAGAUGGUAGCAACGGACGACGAGGACAAGAUGGUGCAUACGAGACCGGUUCUGACACGGAUGGAUGACGAGAGGACGGAUGCGGGAAUGGUGCCGAGGUUGCCGAGUACGGUACAAGCGAGUGGGAAUGGUAUUCGAUAUCAACUCGUCGUCAUUCAGCAACCGGAACGCGCUAGGAUGUGCGGUUUUGGAGGACGCGAUCGACGAGUAGUUGACCCUCCACCAAUUGUCCAGCUCAUUGCCCGCAAUCCAGAGUCCCAAACCCCGCUUCCAAGCACAACCGAGCACCCCCUUCUCAUUUGCCAUGCCACGCUCUACACAGCUACCGGCCAACCCGCCAUGGUCCUCCCCAAAAACCCCGCCUUUCCCCAUGGCACGCCCAACCACACGUAUCUCAACACGUUGACAGGGAGUCUGGUGUCUUCUGCGUUUUCGUUAAUGGGCCUGGAUGGAACGCAGGGGGUUUUUUUCGUGUUUGGGGAUUUGAGUGUGAGGGUUGAGGGACACUAUCGGUUGGGGUUUAAGCUCUGUAGUGUUGCGAGUACAACGACAAUGACACAACCUGUCAUUUCAACCGACACAACAACCGUGGCUGCCGAAAUCCUUUCCGAGCCUUUUACCGUCUACACGGCCAAAGAAUUUCCCGGCAUGAUAGAAUCGACGGCCCUGACGAGAUCCUUUGCAAAUCAAGGUAUCCGCCUUCCAGUCCGUGGCAAGAAGCGACGGGGUAUGCGGGCACCCAAAGCGUUUGUGCCAAGUGGGGAAGAGGAUGGGGAGCGAGCGGAAGAAGAGGGGGCAGAGGAGACGGAAACCGAAGGGGAAAAAGAGUCGUGAAAGUUUUUUUUUUUUUUUAUUAUUAGAGAAGAAUACUUUAGAUCUUUAUUAUAAACAGACUUUUGAACGAGAACGUGUAUGAGACGGUGAUGAUGAUGAUGAUGAUGAUGGAAUGAAUUGAAUGAUUGAGAAGAGUUUGGGAUGUUUGUUUAUUAGCUGGUUUUUGCUAAAGAAUCAUGUAGAUCAUGAUUUGUACUGUAAUAAUGGAUCUGACCCUGUAGGAGGACGGGGUGCAUUUCUGGGAUGCUCACGGA